AUGGCAGUGGCAAGACCAGUAACUACACUCGCACUUCCAGCUCACUUUGAAGAAACCAAAACGAAGAUCGCUAGGAAACAAGUUCACUCUAGUCCAAGGCCGGUGACCAAUCUGGAGCGACUGACCAUUCCCGACCAUGGAAUUUAUCAUGUUCGUAGGAGUCCGCUGCCGUCGCCAUGUUCACCGAGAAGCCCCACGAUUACACUUCCCAAUAUCCACCUGAAAACUAGUGAUAUAGGAUGGAUGGCUCGAACCGGUGGCAAAAUGACUUUCAAGAGGAAUAUCCACACUGGUCUCUUCGAUGUUAAACCGAGAUCGGGGAGGAAAAAACCUGGGAUAUUAAGAACCAGGCAUUCAGAAAGAUCGUUCGCUGGAAGUCAAGCCACUGACGCCGAGGAGGAAGAAAUGACGCCGUAUGUGAGAUUUCGCCGAGCAGCCCGAGUAAUCCGUCUCCUGUGCACGGCAUGCCUUGCCUAUAUGAAAUCCGCAUCAGCUAGCGCCAUUCAAGGAAGUUGGUUGGAGGUUGUGGAACAGACAUUGCAGGCCGCGGAAAAUGAAGCAAAGAAAUCAGGAACUGACACUAAACAUACGAAAGCCACCAUCGUUAGCGCCGCACACCCUGACUUAACCUUUGACCCCACCGAUUAUCUCAGAUUCACGAAACGAGAGGACAGCAUCCCUGGAAAAAUCAAGGAGUAUCUGAGACUACCAGUGAGCGAACGAACGCCUGAAAUCGUCCAAAAUAUUGUACGAACAAUGCUACACUUUGAGGAGUUCGCCAAGUAUCCACCGGACAUCCAAACACAUCUUUGUGAGCAUGCGUGGUGGGACAGGUUUGGCAGGAACCGGGUCAUUUGCCGGGAAGGACAGAAACCAGAAGGCCUUUACAUUGUACUUACUGGAAAACUCACAGAGAAUACUAAGAUUGGUCAGACAUUUAUUUUAAAUAAAGGAGACAAAUUCGGGGAAACCGAUAUGAUAAGUGGGAGUGUUAGACGAAGCACGGUGAUGACGAAGGGUGACGUAGAACUGUUUUGCGUACAUGGACAGGACUAUGAAGAAAUCUUCGACACAAAGGUAGCUAUGACGUCAGACGCAUGUUUGGAUUACCUCAGGUCAGGUCAGGUCAUAGUUCAGGAUAGUCGAUCGAAUGAAUGGAUAUAUAUAAUCAAAUCGGGAAAAUGUGACGUGUUGAAGAAGCUGGUGUCCAAUGUCUGCUGCAUUGAUCAAAGCAGAGUGCUGUACCACAAUUACAAGAAAGCACAGGGCGCCUCACAGAUACAACAGAAACAUGACGAAAACACCAUCAUAUUCAAUGGAGGAAACAAUUCGUUUAUAGCAAUGUCAAAAAAGAAGACGGGAACACAUCAUAUGACCGUCCCAAGCGAAUCGAGUUCACGGGUGUCAUCGGAUGUGCACGGGGAAAGACGAAAGAAACAGAGACAAAGUGACUCAGCUAUAAAGGUUCCUCGUAGAAUGUCGCAAACUUACGGCACCAAUGGUUGUCUACGUCGAGGAAGCGAUGCCCAACUACCGCACUGCGUGAAACUCUCCGAAUUGACGGCCGGAGAUUGUUUUGGUUUGUACACAGUAAUUCCUGGUGUUAUUGAUGCAGGUGUCAGUUUGGUAAGCCGGGGUGCUGAAGCUAUUCGGAUUAACAAAGCCUUCUUCCUUAAGUUUGCAGAUAAGCCAUUAUUUACACAGAUUGAAAUGAGAUAUGAGCCGUAUCCAUGCCAAGACAGAGUGUUGGAAGAGCUUGACGUCACCAGCCAAUGGGAGGAAUACAAACAAAUGGAAUUCAAAAACACUUUAGAAAAAUUGAAAAAGAAAUGAUGAUUCAUUUGAACUUUCAG
Messenger RNA from Saccoglossus kowalevskii, 1853 nucleotides. RefSeq lists its product as uncharacterized. The record is from RefSeq and is a predicted model, not a curated record. Lineage: Eukaryota; Metazoa; Hemichordata; Enteropneusta; Harrimaniidae.